This is a messenger RNA of Pecten maximus, 3872 nucleotides long. Its product is annotated as protein arginine N-methyltransferase 7-like. NCBI's taxonomy places the organism in Eukaryota, Metazoa, Mollusca, Bivalvia, Pectinida, Pectinidae. Gene Ontology annotation, biological process: peptidyl-arginine methylation. Gene Ontology annotation, molecular function: protein-arginine N-methyltransferase activity. The record is from RefSeq and is a predicted model, not a curated record.
UAAAAUCAAAUUCUCCCCAUUCCAAGAUGGCCGCGCCCUGAUGAAACACGUUGGGCGUCACAUGAAAACAUUUUUUAAGCAGUUGUUGAGGUCAUACAGAGCUGAUUUCCCGUGUAAUAAUAGAAACAUGAGCACAUUUGUGUCGAUUAUCAAUCCGGUGACCGGGAAAACUGACUGGAGUCUACAGAAUGACGACUAUGACUUCCAUCAAGAAAUUGCAAGGUCAGCAUAUGCUGAUAUGCUACAUGACACUGAAAGGAAUCAGAAGUAUUACUCUGCCUUGCGUCAGGCAGUUGGGAUUCUCCGUGAACGUGGAGAGAGGAUUCAUGUCCUUGAUAUUGGCACAGGAACAGGACUUUUGUCCAUGAUGGCCGCCACCCUAGGAGCUGACCAGGUGACUGCAUGUGAGGCUUUCUCUCCUAUGGCAGAGUGUGCCAAGAAGGGGAUCCUACAAAAUGGUUUUGCUGACAAAAUAAAGUUGAUACCAAAACGUUCUACAGAAAUCUUGGUGGGGAAAGAUGGAGAUAUGGAAUCACGCGCAAAUAUCUUGAUCACAGAGGUGUUUGAUACAGAACUGAUUGGAGAAGGGGGUAUUGGAACAUUUACACAUGCUCACAAAGAACUUUUACAGAAUGACUGUAUUGUGGUGCCAUCUGUUGCUAACAUGUACGUACAGCCUGUCAGAUCUGACCUGGUCCGGCGAUGGCGGGACAUACUGCCAAUCAAAAUGGGGGGAUGUGAUAGCAUCAAUACACCUGCUGAGUUGACUAAUUGUGGAGGCGCUCCAUCCUUGCAUGACCUUCAAUUAGACCAGAUACCUCGAGACCAGUUUGAGGUCAUCUCUGCUCCAAUCAAAGUAUUCAGGUUUGAUUUCAGUGGCAAGACACCUCUACCGUUCGAGAAUCAAUCCCAAAAUGUUGUUAAAUCCCUGACGUCUGGACAAGUGGAUGGUGUGUUUAUGUGGUGGGAUCUCGAAAUGGACACUCAAGGAGAAAUAAACCUUAGCUGUGCACCUAGCUGGGCCCACCCAAAUAUUGAAGAAUUACAGUGGAGAGAUCACUGGAUGCAGGCAAUUUACUAUCCCAGCAUUCCAUUAGAGGUCAACAAAGGGGAAGAGGUCAAGGUCAUUAGUUACCAUGACGAGUACAGUCUGUGUUUUGAAGUUGCCAAGGAAUCAAGUGAAAAAGAAGACUGUCACAAAGAGGGAGGCCCUGUAGGCAGCUGUGGAACUCAUAUCUGUUUUAGUAGGGGUCGGAUCGGUAUGAUGAAUGACCCAGUCAGGAGACGAAUUUAUGAGGAGAUUCUUCAAAAGAAUGUUACAAGCAACACAACCUGCCUUUGUUUAGGUGAUGGUAACAUUAUGGCAUUGAUGGCUGCAACACUUGGCUGUAAAAAGGUGUUUACAGUGGAGGCUAACCCCAGUAUAAGGAAGGUAAUGGAGUCAUUUAUCAGGAAGAAUGGCCUUGGAGAGGUGGUUACCGUGCUGACCAAGAACCCGGGGGCUCUCACACCUGUAGACUUAGGGGACUGUAAGGUUGACCUUGUGUUGGGAGAGCCAUACUUCCAGAGUUCUGUAUUACCGUGGCACAACAUUUCCCAUUGGUACAAUAUAGAUCAGCUAUCUAACAUUUUGGUGGAUGAGGCAAAAAUAUUCCCUGCUGCAAUGACAAUAAAAGCAAUGGCCGUGGACUUUACAGACUUGUGGAAGAUACGGGCCCCUGUUGGAAUGUGUGAAGGAUUCAAUCUACAAGUAUUCGAUGAUUUGAUAGAGCGGUCAUCCGACAUCGCUGAUGAGACUGUAGAACCACAGCCCUUAUGGGAGUACCCUUGUACUGCUCGGAGUGAUGUUGUUGAUAUUUACAACUUCCAGUAUACUUCAUCUUGGGACGAAACUGCUGUAGCUGUGACAAAAAUACUCAAUUUACAAAGUGAGGGACGCUGUAAUGGUGUGGUGCUGUGGGCAGACUUUGACUUUGGCCAGAACUGUGUUGUGAGCACUGGACCAAGGGAAGGGUCACAUGUAGGAAAGGAAGUGAAGUGGGACAUCUAUACUCGACAAGGUGUCCAUCUUCUAAAGCAGCCCAUUACCUCUGGGAGUAUGGGGAAGGAUCCUGAAGUAAAGCAGGCAGUUCAUGUGACAUUCAAUUUCAGACCAAAACAAGGAGACCUGGAAUUUACUUUCAAAUCAUAUAGCUGAAGUUACAGAUAGAUACAACAUCAGGUUUAAAUGCUUCAUUAUAUUGACUUUUAAUUUCAUGGGAGAACUUUUACCUUUUUAUUAAGCUCAUAUAUAGCAAAUUAUGGGGUGAUUAAGAUGCAAUUAUUCUCAAAUACUUCACAGGGUUAUCCCUCAAUUGAUGUUACAAAGAGGGGGGUGGGGGGGGGGGUAAAGAAAGCUAACACCUGCUAUAUGACGCUGCUCACAAUAACGUAGCAUUAAUUUGACUAACCAUGGCGUAAAUAAUGACCAUGGAGGAUUGUAGAUGGCGUGAUCAAAAACUUUCAUAAAAACUUACAUUUGCUUGCAAGUAUGUGUGAAAAAUAUUAAGGAAAUAAUCAAACAUUGGUCUGUUCUGCGAACAAGGAUAUCUCAACCCUCAUGUAAGAGUUUGGCAGGCCAGCACUUGGCAAGCCUCGUCAUGUUGACUGGUCUAACUCUUACACUCGGGUUGAGAUAUCCCUGUAUAUGGAACAGACCCAUGUUAGACUCUAUUAAUCAAUCUCCUGUAAGGUACUUUUAACUUGAUUAUCAUAAUAAACUUUUAUCAAAGAAUAUUUGAUAUAGAUACAGCCUAGUUUGAACAAGAAAAGGUCCGUCCUUCACACGAAAAUAAUGAGAUGUCACUGAUGUAUUUCAGGUCUGGUACACAUGCACAGUAAUGUGGAUUUAUUGAAUAUGAUACAUAAAGCAAUAUUUUCAAUAGAACUCAGAAAUAUCAUAAAAAGACCAAAAAACAUUUGAAAAGGACCAAAGAACAUUUGAUUAGAUAUAUUUCUUAAAGCAUGCAUUUCUUUUUUCUUAAAGGCCCAGGAAUACUUAUGGAGAUUAGACUGUUUUAUAACACUCAUGACAAUAUGAAUGCCAAUCAUUUACGUCCAAAUUGCAUUAAGGAUUCUUGGCUUCAGUUAAGCCUAUCAGUCCUAGGUUUGGCUUUAAUAGCUAUGAGGACGUUUAGUGUAAUCAGUACCUUGCGUUAGAUUUUAGCUGGAAGAAGGAUGCAUUGCCCAAUUAUUGCUAGGCCCUUAUUAAAAAUUGAAACAAGAAUACUAAGCCCCAUCAUUUAAAGAAGAAUAUAUCUUAGUAUCUUGUCAUCUGCUGAUGUGUCUUGUAGCUCAUUAUGACAUUUUUUGUUGUUCUUAUUGUAUAUCCUGUUUUAUAAUUUAUGAAUUCAAGUAUUCUGAAAAUAGCUUCAUCAACAAUUGAUGGAUCCUGAAAGGUUAUUGAAAAUUUGACAUUUGUCUCAUUCUGACUUUACUCCUAUUAAUGAUCUGUGAAAGACUGACCCAUAAUUUUAAAAUCGAGGAAACAACCAAAAAUAAUCAUCAUUUUCAGUGGUUUUAGCUCGUACAGAUGAGUCUACCAUUCUCUGAAAAUAAUGGUGAUAUAAGUUUUACUUCCUCCGCUACACAUCACCAGUAAAACUCCAAGUUUGUCGGUAUAAUCAUGACAUCUGUGUACUCUUAACUACGAAGUUAGGUUAUCUCCCCUAGUUGCUAAAUGGGACCAAUCUCUUGGAUUUCUACACCUCAAUCCAACAAUUUAGUACACCAUCUUACACUUAAAUACACCAAGGAGAACUAAAUGAAAGAUUUCUAAAUUGUGUGUAAUUAUUUAUUUUGAUUUUAAGAAAAAUAAAAUGUGUACUCUGAUG